Messenger RNA from Ruditapes philippinarum (Manila clam), 1913 nucleotides. RefSeq names its product N-acyl-phosphatidylethanolamine-hydrolyzing phospholipase D 1-like. NCBI's taxonomy places the organism in Eukaryota, Metazoa, Mollusca, Bivalvia, Venerida, Veneridae. The transcript has 3 exons. Bases 88 to 906 code for a protein of 272 amino acids. The record is from RefSeq and is a predicted model, not a curated record. Gene Ontology annotation, cellular component: cytoplasm.
AUAUGUCGUGCAUGUUUGUUUGAUGUUAUCACGCAAAUAAACAUUAAAUCAAUACAAUUUUAACAUUUAACUUGUAGUAAUGAAAAAAUGUUUUAUGUUUUGUUAAAGCUGCAUAACUUGUGGAAAUUGCGGUACUACCAUAACACGUCCUUCAGCCUUAGCGAACGUCUCUCGUCAAGCAGGCUCCAAGUUGUAAGUUUUGGAUCAUUUCAAGAUGUCGUUCUCAAGAUUGAUGGAUUGAUCAUCCUUUUCGAUCCUUUUGAUAGAACAGAGAUAAAACAUCAAUAUUUUAGAUAUUUGGACUUUAAUAUUAUAGAUAGUAUUCACAAUUUCGAACUUGAUGUUGUAGCUUUGAGUGCGUGCGCGUGCAGUUUCUCAUAUUCUAUCGUCAGCAAAAUAGUUCAGAAGAACCGUAACGUGAAAUGGAUUAUUCCGCUUGAAAGAAAAGACUGGCUUAUUCGUCAAGGAGUUGAUGAAACAAGUAUAACAGUGUUCGGAUUUUGGGAUGAGAAAACUUUCAACAUUCAGCAUCGAGAUAUUUCUGUUGUAUGCACACCCACACACAGAAAUAGUGUAUCAUCUGGCAGUAAAAUGUGUAAUACAUGUGGUUGGAUAGUGAAAGGAUCAACAAGGACGUUUUAUUCGGCUGGGUUCACGAACUACAACGCGACAAACUUCUCCAGGGUGAAAGAACGAUACGGUCCAAUCCAUUUGACUUUACUACCCCUAUCGAAUACAUCUGGAAGCAUGUCAUGUUCACCAGAAUUCAGUGUAGGAAUUGAUGAAAUUUUAGAUAUGCACAACAUACUUCAACCAUGUACAUCACUUGGUAUAGUAACAACAGAAACACGGGACUACUGGUACCAACGUUCUAUGGUAAAGGUACUUGAACGGAAACAUUGUUAGAAUGUAAAGAAAAAAACUCUGUUUAGGUAAACUCAUUACAAUGUGAAGAAAAUUGAGUACUACGACACAGUUUACAUAUUAUUUACUAAUUUGGUGAAGAUUAGUAUAAAGUUAUAGGUACACCUCGAUAACAUUUUCUUUCCGAAGCAGUUAUGUAUAAUAAAGGUGACACAGAUAAUGAGCAGGUUAUUUUCAUCUGUUGAAAAUACACUGUGCAUUACAGAGUUUUUCAAUGCAUUGUGAAAAAUAUAUAGCUUUCUGUUUUGCUCACAUUGACUUUGUAAGUGUCGGCCGUUUCGCGAGUCAUACUCUCAUGACCUUGUAAAACUUUAUAGAACAUAUUACACAUGACUUAUCAAGAAAGUUUUAUAGCAAAUCUAUAAUAUGAUUUUGUGUUGAUCUGUCAUAAAUAUUUCAAUAUGAAAGAUAUAUUUAAGGGUUCAGUUGAUAUUCAGUAAAUUCAUUUAAUAUUUCAUUUAAUUACAGGACAACAGAGAGAUAUUAAAAGAGAAAAUGGAAACUCUGAAUUUAGAUCCUGAACGAUUUCAUUUUCUCGAGCCGAAUGUGCCAUACAUGUAUGUAAGUGACUAGAGUUAAAUUGAGGACAUAAUUAGAAUUGAAGACUACAUACUUUGUUUGAAGAAUCGUAGUGAGUCAAGUUACCCGGAAUUUUAUCACAAAUGAGUAGUAGAACUAAGACUUGUCUCAAUAUUUCGACUGCAAGACCGACCGAUUUUAUAAUCUGAUAUUUCAUAGAUGUUUGUCUUUACGUUUCAACUUGUUAGAUUCAAAACUGUGCUUGAAACCGAACUGAUCUGAAUUUCAUUAUUUUCGCUAAAAUAUGAAAAUUUUCAUACUGGCAUGUACAUUUGUUGUUAUAAACCAUACAUUGUUCUUAAAAUAAUCAUAAUAUGACAAAAAAUAGCUUAAAUUACCUAAAACACCAUAAUAUGGUAUUUGUCAGCGAUAUUAGUACACCACAGGAGCCUGUACGCGGUAAACACAUA